This is a messenger RNA of Echinostoma caproni, 855 nucleotides long. The record is from the annotation of a GenBank genome assembly. NCBI's taxonomy places the organism in Eukaryota, Metazoa, Platyhelminthes, Trematoda, Plagiorchiida, Echinostomatidae.
AUGGAUUGCAGCAAUCUACUGGAAGACGGAGGAACCGCAACACACGAGAACAGUGCAAUUGUACAGAUGGGUGAUGGCGGAAAUAAUUUGGCCGUCGCGUAUCGUACUAUUGCCUCGUCACCAUAUUUGAUGCUCAGCGGGGCACGUCUUAGCCCCACACUGACAGGUGACUCGUACACAAACGAGGUGGCUCACGCACACUGGGCUACCGUCAGCCCAGGAUAUAUGAGUUUAACUGAAGCGGUUGGUCAAACUCCUUCAUUCGGUGUACACUCCUCGUCCAAUUCCUGCCCUUCCAAUAUGCCACCCGGUAGCCUGUAUUAUCAGUCCGGUCGAACCACCAGUUCCAAAUUGGACGAACUGAGCACCCCGAAUGGAUCCGGCUCGGGGUACGAUGAUCAACGAUUCUAUCGUGUGAUGCACCACCCGUCGUUACCAGACCGUGACCUGCACGGACCUCGUCCCGGGUGUCCCGAGGUGGACAAAACAGUUUCGAGGAGAAAAAAGUCCAAUCGAACACAGUCUGAUCAGUUGGAUGUGGAUCAGACAAACCGUGGCAAUCCUAUGAGUACAUUCAAUACACUACAAACAGAUUGUCCGAAAAGUUGUGGCGAAACAGUUUCUAUGAGUGACAACUCUGGUUCCAAGGUGACAGAUGAGUCUAGUGCAAAAUCCCCCGGAUUAACAGAUGCGCAGAAAUCGCACGGGGACUCUGUUUCGACAGAGGGUGCUAACGCACCAUGGCUAUUGUAUAUGGACAAUCGGCAAUCACAUUCCGCCACCGCUGCGGCAGCAGCCGCCGCCGUUACUGCCGCGCAAUCUCGAUCACAUUUAACUGGAGGUUCUUUUGUGUAA